This is a messenger RNA of Hippocampus zosterae (dwarf seahorse), 4406 nucleotides long. It is a transcript of the gene bbs9, whose product is annotated as Bardet-Biedl syndrome 9. The transcript has 23 exons. The coding region runs from base 162 to 3104 and encodes 980 amino acids. Gene Ontology annotation, cellular component: membrane; BBSome. Gene Ontology annotation, biological process: cilium assembly. NCBI's taxonomy places the organism in Eukaryota, Metazoa, Chordata, Actinopteri, Syngnathiformes, Syngnathidae. The record is from RefSeq and is a predicted model, not a curated record.
GUCAUUUACCUUUCGCACAUGCGCACAAGUGCCACGUUCGCCCCAGUUUGAGCGUCAAUGCCAUGACAACAAGACGAUGACUUGAAGAGUGUAAAUGUGAUUUUUGAUACCUUGGGGUUUAAUAAACCUGUGGUCUUGUCGGACGCAUCAGUGAAGAAAAGAUGUCUCUAUUCAAGGCACGGGACUGGUGGUCGGUAGCCCUCGGCGAAGGCGAGGAGUUUGACCAGGGGUGCAUGUGCGUUGGAAAUGUGGACAACAGCGCCAUGGGACAUGACAAAGUGGUGGUGGGAAGCUACAUGGGCAUGCUGCGCAUCUUCUCCCCUCACGCUGCCAAAGCCAACGAAGCGGGCCAAGGCGCGGCUGAGGCGCAGCUCCUGGAAGUCCACCUCCAGAACGCCAUCGUCCAGGUCGAGCUGGGGAAGUUUGUCUCGUGUUCGGAUCUUCUCCACUUGGCUGUACUUCACCCCAGGAAGCUGUCCGUCUACUCCGUUCUGGGCACAGCGGGCAACGUGGAACAUGGCGACCAGUACCAGAUCAAACUGGUCUACGAGCACAACCUGCAGAGGACCGCCUGCAACAUGACAUACGGAACAUUUGGAGGAGUCACGGGUCACCACUCGCUUUGCAUCCAAUCCAUGGACGGCAUGCUGAUGUUCUUCGAACAGGACAGCUACUCCUUCGGAAGGUUCCUGCCGGGUUUCCUGCUUCCCGGCCCGUUGGCGUACAACUUGCGGACGGAUAGUUUCCUCACCGUGUCCUCGGCCCGCCAGCUGGAGAGCUACAAGUAUGAGACUCUGGCUGUGGCCACGGAGGCUGAAAGCCGCCAGGACCCCGACCAACCCCUCAAGACGGGUGGCAAGAGGCUGACCCCCGACUGGAUAUUGGUUCUGGGCGAGCAGGCCCUGGACAUCUCUGUGCCCUCCUUCUCCCACUCGUCGUCCUCCAUCUUCGUCCUUGGCGAUCGUAACCUCUACUUCCUGCGUGACAACGGACAGAUCUACUUCAUGAAGAAAUUGGAGUUCAAUCCCAGCUGCUUCCUGCCGUACACCUCGCUGACCGAUGGCACCACCAACCUGUUGCUAGGCAACCACACCAACAUGCUGCUGGUGUACCAGGACGUCACGCUGAAGUGGGCUGCCCAGCUUGCUUUCGUGCCCGUGGCGCUUCGCGUCGCCAACUUCCCGGAUCUGAAGGGCGCUGUGGUGAGCCUGAGCUGGGACGGCCACCUGCUGUGCUCCUACAUGGGCACCGACCCGUCCUUCUUCUCUACGCCCAAGGUGGACGCCCGUGAGGUGGACUAUGAGCAGGCUGACGCCGAGCUAAAGAGGCUGCAUAAGUUCAUCAGAGAGGCCAGCAGGACUCAAGACAUUCUGCCUAAAGGUGAAAGUGAGGAGGAUUUGACGGUAACGGCAUGCGUGUCUCCUGACAUGGACAUCCUGUCGCAAGCUCUGAUCCAAGACAUGGACGGCUUCCCUGUCCCUUCUGUGACCGUCAAGGUGACAGUGAAGGCUAGCAGAGCGAUGGCCUCGUCCAAGCUGACCGUUGGCGUUCAGCCUCCGCUCGCCGUCACCCAGGACCAGUUUGUCCUCGAACCUUUAGGAGUUGGCUCAUCCACCGAGGUUGUCUUUUCAGCUUUCCUCAAUGGUCGCUUCCCACCAGCCGACCUGAGCGGCGACAUCACCCUGUCUUACAGCUCGCCCACAGAGUUCAACCCCAAAGGAGUCCCUCACGUCAUUCAGUGCCAGUUCAACCUUCCUCUUGCCCUCGUCUGCACGGCAACGUCUCCCAGCAAGAGCAGCAGCAGCAGCAUCUUCAAGAUCACCGUGGACACCAACCAGCCACCUGUGGACCUGGCAGCCAUUUUCCCUGAAAUUGCGGCUCAGUCGGCAGAUAAUGAGGGAAACAGUUUGGCUUUCCGCUUCUUGCCGGGCGGCCUGGUGACCGUGCUUGCCUCCAAGACCUCCCAGCGCUAUCGCAUCCAGAGCGACGCCUUCGAGGACAUGUGGCUGGUGGUCAACGAGCUGGUCCACAGAGUCGACGUUCAUUUUGCCAAGCAGGGAGUCGACGACUUCAAGAAGAGCUUCAGCGGGCCGCUGCCCCUCAAGGACUACUUCCUGUCUGUUGACCACCACUUCCAGCUACGCGUCAGCGCUCAGAAGUACCAGGACCUCCUGUCCGAGCGGGCGGCCCAGUUCCGAGCCAUCCAGCGCCGCCUUCUGACCCGCUUUAAAGACAAAACACCAGCACCUCUGCAGAACCUUGACACGCUGCUUGACGCCACUUACACACAGGUGAUGUCUCUGGCGGAGGCGGCGGAGGAGAACGCGUGUCAGCUAGAGGAGGCCUUUGUGCGUUUGCGGAGCUCCACGCAGCUGCUGGUGCUGCUGCUGUCACUGUGGCAGGGCCUUACCCCCGAGCAGACCAACAUCUUGGAGGCCACCAUGCUGCCGCUGUUGCACGACACGCCCCAAUUGGGCUGGGAGGAGAGCUGCGACGCGGCCUUGUCUCACCUCCUGAGGACGUGUCUGUCUCGCAGCCCCAAGGACCAGGCCACCACGCUGGCCCAGGCCGGGGGUCCCACGCUGGGCCUGCCCCGAGACACGGCCCGCCUCAAGAAGCACAUCACGCUGUUGUGUGAGCGUCUGGCGAAAGGGGGACGCCUCUCACUGGCCUCCGAGGCCAACGCCCCGGUCCCUGCCCAGGUCCAGAACCUGGCGGGCCCCGGCGGCGUGGAGCCCAUCGCAGAGCUGGCGGGAGAUGAGACGGAAGAGCCUCAGGACGCCACCAAGUUCAUCAAGAAGAAACAACCUUCAAAAAAAGCCAAGAAAGAUAAAGACAAAAAAGUCUCCAGCGAACCAUCAGAGGGCGCCAUGAGAGAAGAGACAUCGGCGGCGGGCGAGGUGAAGAAGAAGGAGUCGUCCAAGGGGAAGGACACCAGGAAGGAGUUGAGCAAGGAGGACAAGGAAGCUAAGAAGGAGUCGUCGUCAUCUUCCAAGGAGAAGAAGGAGCGAGACAAGGAGGCAGGGGAUAGGAAAGUUUCCAAAAAGGCGUCUGCGGGCAAAGUCAAAGAAAAGAAGAAGAAUCCUGAGGCUGGAGAGGCUUGAGCACGAGGUUCCAACUUCGAUCGCCUCGGUGAGGUGGACGCGCUAACUACUAGCCGCCCCGCGUGCUGCUCAUUCAAAACAGAAUACACUCACCAUUGAUGGGCAGUUUAAAUGGUGGAGGGGGGCACAAUAUUACAUCAGCACCACUGGGGGGCCACAUAGGACAAAGCACUUCUUAACCAGGUUUUGGACAAAAAUGUUAAAUAUGGACAAAAUACAUGCAUAUGCCUGUUUGUUUGUUUUUUUCAUCAAACCAAAGCACAUCGUAGUAUGUCAUUUCAUUUUUCGUGAUACAUUUCUAAAAACAUGUAUAAGAGACCCAGACGUCAACAACAAAGGGUUUGAACAAACCAAAUUUGAACUAUAUACUGUGAUUUUAUUUUCCCAGUGAGAAGGACGGCACAAAACUGCUGAACAGCAAACCACCGUUAAGUUGCAAGAAGUCGUCUGGGGUAUGUUUUCACAAAAAUCUACUCACUCAAAACUUUCAUGUUAUUUGUCCUGCGUGUCAUUCCCAAAUCGACAAAAAAUAAUAAUAAAUGACACAGAUAAAUAGAUUUUUUUAAUCAGAGAUUGUUUUAUGUCUCCCCAAAUAUAUUUUUGACGAUGAUUUUUUUUUUUAUGUCCUGACUGUUUUUUCCUAGCACAUCAGGUUUUUGAGAUACUGACUGUAACUUCUAUCAACAAAAAAAAAACCCGUCGGUGUUGAAAAACUUGAUUUGAAUGACGUGUGCUCAGGUAAACAUUUACUUUCCAUUGAUACGAGUUAAUAAUACUUGGUAACGAUGGCAACAUGGUCACGUUUGUCUGCUAGCAUUAGCAUUCAUGUUGUCUGCUUGGUUAGCGUCGACAUGUAGGAGAGAAAAGUCAAUGAAAGCCCAAAAUAAAAAUUCUUGUCAAGAUUUUGAAGUGAAAUGUUUUGUGCUGCGUGAGGAGGAAGUCAGGCAAGAACGACGCGUCACUUUUGCCAGAACUUGCAGCAACGGCUCUGGUCUUGAAGUUUAGCUCCAUUCCCGCUUUGCAACUGCGUCACAUCUACUUCCUGGCAGAUAGAAACCAAGAAAACUUUGUUCAAUAGAAAAUAGAAUGAAAGUCAACUGUGACACUUUCCAGUCUUAUUUUUUGACCUCUUAGUGUCCAAAGUUGUUUUUUUCUUUUAGAAACUUGUUGUUGUUCGCUUUUUUUCUUGUUGCUCUUGCUCUCAUUUACUAUAAAUCCCAUUUAUAGCCCAUUUAUUUAUUCUGGGGGUUUUAUCUGUGUGUUUUUGUUUUUCCUUUCAAAUAAAUUAAUGUUUUCCUCUUC